AUGGACUGCGCUUGGGACCCGGAGCUUUACUACAACAGCGUGUACGCCGUGGACCUCAAGGCACACCAGCGUCGCGGCGGCUCCUGGGUUCUUCCCGACGGCGACGGGCCGUGGAACGUCGAGAUGUCGGCGUUGGACAAGGGCGCGGCCAAGAAGGUCAUGGACACGCCGCUCGUCCGCGACGCCGUGACGGCGAUCCGGCGCGCGCUGCGCGGCUACAAGCAGAAGGGUGAGCCGUCCCAGGCCAAGACCGGCGGCUCGAGCACAAUAUCACUCACGCUCGCCAUCAAGGACGGGCGCGUGACGCAGUUGUACGUCUUGCAGAAAAAGAUCUGGUACGUAUGGGCGUUAGAUUACGCCGGCUCGUUCCGCUUCGUGCCCGUCCUGGAGCGCUUCUUCGAGGAGGGCGCCUCGCUCUACAACCUCGACCUCGAGGUGGUGCCCGGCGAGGUCUCGUUCGAGGCCGAGGCCGCGGCCUUCUGGGCCCUGGUCAUCUUCCUGGGCGAGCCGCGCGCGGACCUGUGCCUGCAGACGCCGCUCAUGCGCGUGCCGUGGUGGGGCCUCCACGCGGAGCAGCGCCGCGCGAUCGAGGCCCUGCCGAGCGGCCACGCGUUGCGCGAGCUGCUCGAUCUCCCGGUCGGCGCGGACCUCCCCGUGCCCGUCGUGCAGUGGGGCAAGAUGGGCACGGAGGCGGCCCUCGCCCACUACGAGGCGUCGCUGCUCGGCGGCGGCACCCCCAAGUUCGGCUACGAGGACCCGGACGAGGCGGCGGCGCACGCCAAGCGGUCGAUGCCCGGGGGAGCGGACGCGCACCGUGACCGUUGUGAGCUCGGCGGUAGCUGCAAGAAGGGCGUCCGGGCGGACGAGGCGCACAAGGAGCGGUCCAAGCCCGGCGGCUCGGCGGCGCACGGCGCGAAGAUUGUGUACGCCGGCGCGCAAACUCACGGCCUGGUGGCUCUCAAUUACGUGUCGCGGCGCUACUUCCAGGGCUGGCGCCGCUUCGAGGCCCCGCGAGACGAGCGGCCCGGCUCCCCCCUCAUCACGGCCUUCAUCAGUCCGACGCCGCGCGUCGCCUUCAGCCUGCUCAACAACGUUCGCGCCGUCAACGGCACCUUCGAGUCGACGUUGUCCAACGGGCGGAGACACUGCGCCGGCGACUUCGAAAUCGAGACAAACGUGGGCAAGUGGAAGGCGAUGGAUAUCGCCGUCGCCAUGGGCUACGUCCACACCUCAAUUGACCGCCGCAGUCCAGUUGUGCGCGAGAUGACCGCUGGCCAAGAGUACCUCUGCGCCAAGGGCUGCGGGCGAAGCUUUGUGACCACGCGAGCUGCGGGCUACCACGAGUUUUACUGCGUGGGCGUCAAGCCGAAGCCCCGCGGCGCCCGCUCCUCCAAGCGACUCAACCCGGGCCCGGAACUCCGCCGCUCCUUCGCGGAGCUGCGCUGA
Aureococcus anophagefferens is the source of this 1446-nucleotide messenger RNA. RefSeq lists its product as hypothetical. The transcript has a single exon. Lineage: Eukaryota; Pelagophyceae; Pelagomonadales; Pelagomonadaceae. The coding region runs from base 1 to 1446 and encodes 481 amino acids. The record is from RefSeq and is a predicted model, not a curated record.